Molecule: messenger RNA, 5665 nt
Organism: Camelus dromedarius (Arabian camel)
Lineage: Eukaryota; Metazoa; Chordata; Mammalia; Artiodactyla; Camelidae
Gene: CARF
Product: calcium responsive transcription factor
Biological process (GO): regulation of transcription by RNA polymerase II
Cellular component (GO): nucleus
Molecular function (GO): DNA-binding transcription factor activity, RNA polymerase II-specific; RNA polymerase II cis-regulatory region sequence-specific DNA binding
Source: RefSeq, a predicted model, not a curated record
GGCAGCGGUGCGCCUGCGCACUGUGCUGGUCUCCAUGGCGGGGCCUCGGAGCCAAGACGAGAAAAAAAUGCUGCUGUGAAGACAUAAUUACAGUUUUCACAUAAAUGAAGCACAGCUAUCAUAAUUCAGUGCACCAAAAAGGAAGAACUUCAAUGGAAAAGAGUGCAUUUCUGGGGAUAAUAGAAUGCUUGAGGCCUGAAUUUAAACUGGAGCUGCUGCCUAAAGCUAUUAAAUAAUAGAAGAAAAUGGAACUGAAUAUGAUAUCAGCAUGGAACAAUCUAUUGAUUCACUAAGAGUCAACCAUAAUGAUUCUGAAGAGUCAAAAACAGAUUCUCAAGUAUUUCAGCACCUAACCUGUAUGGAUUCCAAGGAUGCUUCCUUUGGACAAAAUGGUUCUCCUAAAGUUUUACCCAUCACCACUCAUGAAGCAGAUAAUUCACUCACAUCACGGAAUAUACCAGGGCCCCUGACUCAGACACAGACUCUUUCUGCAGAGCAGUUUCACCUAGUGGACCAAAAUGGGCAACCUAUUCAAUAUGAGCUUCAGUCAUUGGGGGAUUCUAAUGCACAAAUGAUGAUUGUUGCCAGCCCAUCAGAAAAUGGACAGGUGCUGCGUGUAAUUCCAUCUACCCAGACAGGAAUGACCCAAGUGAUUAUACCUCAGGGGCAGCUUGUGGAUGUCAAUAGUCCUCAGGAUGUCUCUGAAGAGAAACCCAGUGAUAGAAACUUACCAGCUGUAAGAGUGGAUGCUCUAGCAGACAAUAACAGUGGUUACGUUCUUCAUCCACAAGCAUCCCUCACAUUGUCCAAAAAGACGGUGACCAGAAUGCUUGAAGAACCCUUUUUGGCUCCACUUCAGCCACUUUCUUCUAACACACCUAUCUGGGCCUGUCGUCUUAGGAGCUGUGAGAAAAUUGGAGAUUCAUACCGUGGCUACUGUGUAAGUGAGACUGAAUUAGAAAGUGUCCUAACAUUUCAUAAGCAGCAAACACAGAGUGUUUGGGGGACUCGCCAAUCUCCGAGCCCAGCCAAGCCGGCUACACGCUUGAUGUGGAAAUCCCAGUAUGUCCCAUAUGAUGGAAUUCCAUUUGUCAAUGCAGGGAGUAGAGCUGUGGUAAUGGAAUGUCAGUAUGGGCCAAGGAGAAAAGGUUUCCAGUUAAAAAAAAUCAGUGAACAGGAAAGCAGAUCUUGUCAGCUCUACAAAGCUACUUGUCCAGCUCGGAUUUACAUUAAAAAGGUACAGAAAUUUCCUGAAUAUAGAGUUCCUACAGAUCCCAAAAUUGACAGGAAAAUAAUCCGAAUGGAGCAGGAGAAAGCCUUUAACAUGCUAAAGAAGAACUUGGUAGAUGCUGGCGGUGUUCUUAGAUGGUAUGUACAGUUACCUACGCAGCAAGCUCAUCAGUAUCAUGAAUUAGAGACUCCCUGCCUCCCUCUGUCACCUUCCCCUUUUCCUAUGUCUUCUCUUGAAGAAGAGGAAAGUGCAGUUAGAGAUGAGAAUUGUGCAUUACCCUCACGUCUGCAUCCUCAAGUAGCACAUAAAAUUCAAGAAUUAGUAUCACAGGGAAUAGAACAAGUGUAUGCAGUAAGGAAACAGCUAAGAAAAUUUGUGGAAAGGGAACUGUUCAAACCUGAUGAGGUACCUGAAAGACAUAAUUUAUCCUUUUUUCCAACUGUAAAUGAUAUAAAAAAUCACAUCCAUGAGGUACAGAAAUCCUUGAGAAAUGGAGAUAAUGUAUAUAACUCAGAGAUUAUUCCAGCAACGCUUCAAUGGACUACAGAUAGUGGGAAUAUUCUCAGAGAGACUGUAACAGUUACAUUUGCAGAAGGAAAUUCACCGGGAGAAUCACUUUCCCCCAAAGUGGAAACAAAUCAAACAAAGGGUUCUUUGUCUCCAGAACCAACCCACUUGCUCUCCUCACUUUCUGCAUUUCAGCCAAAAAUAUUCACACAACUACAGGGUUUGCAGUUGCAACCAAGGUUCACUUCUGUUGGAUCACCAGCUCCGAUAUCAGUAAAUAACCACCCCUCCUCUAGUCCUUCAAGACUUCUGGAUUCAGUAGGAGGCGCUCUAAUGAAUAAUAAUUCUCUACUGCUUGGUCAGAGUCAUAGCCUUCAAACAGAUACAUGCCUAACUGAAAACAAUAGUAUUGCCUCUACUGUGGGUAACCUUCCAGGACCAGAUCAAAAUCUGGUUGCCGUGGAUCAGCUGGUGGAAGUUGGAGAUGAUGAGGAUACAGAGAGUCUGGAAAGAAGUGUUCAUCGGAUUCUGUUGGGAAAUGUGCAGACCAUUCCAGUACAGAUUAUAGACAGCCACCCAGCUCUUAUUGAAGAAAAUCCAGAAGGUACCAUUUCUGUGAACCAAGUUAAGCAAGAACCCAAAGAACCAGGAUUGUCUAUGGAAGCAAAAAAAAAUUUGGACUGUAAGAAAUUAUCUGCUACAUUUAAUUAUUGAAGCUUUUCAGAAUUUACAACAUCGGUGACUUCUGAUGUUAUAGAAAAGAAGGUGAAUAUUGUCAAAGAGCAGUAUUGUGAUAAGUGGACUGAAGACUGAUUCAAUGAGCAGCUUUAAUUUAAAACUGAUAUAUUUGUUGCCAAUUCCCUAUUUUUACAUUGAGAUAUUUUAUUCCUUUUAUUUUGUAUAAUUCUUAUGUUUUUUGAGUAUCUAAUAAGGCCAGUAUUUCAAAAGGUCAUCUGAAAUUAUCCACGGCAAUGUAGUCUGAACUCAAAUAUUUAUCUAACUCAUCCUCUGAAAAUAUCUAAUUUUGGGUCUUAAAAAAAAUAACAAAAACAGUGUGUGAGUGUACGUGUGUGUGAUGACUUUUUUUAAGUUCUGAAAGAACUUACUCCUUCUUUAAAGUUGUAAAGAAAAAUUUUAAAUUGACAGGCAAAUGAGAGAGUAUCUGUAGUCUGUCUCCUUUGGAAAGAAAAACAAUAGAUUUUACAUCAUAACAUGAAGUCUAGCAUUCACAUCUGUGAAAACUAUGUCAUUGCAUUUUAGCUUCUUCCAUUCUGAUUUUUAUACUUCUAACUACAAACCAAUAGCAUACCAAUGGUCAUCUGGUAGAAAUUUAGUGUCUUUGUAAAUACUGAGAAUUUUAACUUGAAUUAAUCAGCUAAACAAGAGAAAUAUAUGUAUAUUGCAUGGUUUUAUACAGUAUUGUAGGUAAAAUACUACUUAUGAGUAAAAAAAUAUAGAAAUUGAGCAGAUUCAGAAAGAAUAGUAGAAUUCCCUGAUGUUUACAGAUAAUUUGGGGGAACUUUUUGAUAUAAGUAGAGGAUUUUUUUUCCUAUUUUAUAUUGAAGAUUUAACUCUGGUUAGAAAAGAAUUUGAGUUAUUUUUAUUUUUCUAUGCCAGAGUUCCUAAUGAAUUGAUGUUAUUAGAAUUGAUAGUAUUUCAAGGUAAGGUUUUAAGUUUAAAAUUUAGCUCAUAUUUAAAACUUUAUAACAACUGAUGUGUUAUAUUUGCUUGUUGAGUCAGUAUAUUUACGUCAAAUACUGAAUAAGUACUAAUCAGUAUAUUCAUUAUGAGCUUCUGUUUUCUGAAAGGUUGGGAAACUAGAAAUGUCAAUUAUAACUGUCAAGAAACCAACCUAAAGGCUCCCCCCUUCCCCUGCCAGAGAUCUUUUGUGGGUUUAUUUACAUUUUUAUUUGAAAAUAAUAAGGAUUUCAAAUGAGUAUUAGUGUUAAAUAUUCAAAGCAUGCAGAAUAUAAUAUGAAAUUCAACCUUAAGUGAAUAUGAAUCUUUUGCAAGUAUAUUUACUUCAAAUACUGAAUAAGUAUUAAUCAGUAUAUUCAUUAUAAGCUACUGUUUUCUGGAAGGUUGGUAAGCUAGAAAUGUCAAUUAUAUCUGUCAAGAUCAACCUAAAGGCUUUUUUUUCUCCCAAAGAUCAUUUGUGAGUAUAUUUAAAUUUUUAUUUAAAAGUAAUAAGGAUUUCAAAUGGAUAUUAAUGUUUAAUAUUUAAAGUGUGCAGCAUAUAAUAUAAAAUUUAACAUUAAUACUUUACAUGAAUAUAAAUCUUUUUGGCUUUUCUAAGUCCAAUCUCCCAUUCUUAAUUCACUUUAAUUGUAUCAGGUACAUGACAUGUAUCUGUGAGUACAUGUUAUGUUAGAAGUGGAUGGAAUUCUAAAAUUCCUUACUCUUUAGACUUAUCCUCUAUUUAACAUAAAAUUCACUAUUUAUACCUCUAUUUAAUGCAAAGUUGAUAUUCAGUUACCUAUAUGAUUUUUUAAUAAGAAUUGCUUUUUCCCCCUAAGAAUUGAUAAUAUUUGAUGUCAGCAUUUAUAGAGGCACACUGCCAAAUCUAUGUUGUGCUUAGUUAAACACAACUCUGAGUUACCUCAAACCCAGAUUUCUCUUAGUCUGUAUAUUCUUAAAGGAAGUAAGUCCAAAUUAAUUUAUGUUUUGUGUUGUAUUGUGGGUAAUAUUUUCAUUUGUUAUUUCUAGUUUUUAUGGAAAAUUUUUUCAAGAUUUUAAGUAACAGAUGUUCAUCUUUCUAUGAUGAUAAUAAUUUGUUAUUAAAUAUUUCACCAAUUGAACUAUAUUCCUUUGGAGACAUUCCUUGCUUUUUGAUGUUGAGUUGCUAAGGAGAAAUGCUUGUUAAGAUGCAAAUGCUAGUCAGUUACCUAUGAGGAUGAGAGAUGUCAGAGGAUCCAGACUUUGGCAGUUGAUCAAGAACAAAACAUAGUUUAAAAAUAUUUCUCAGUUCAUUCUAUGUGAAUGUCUCUUCUGAUACUGUUUUUUUUUUUUUAAUUGAGAAGACAGAAAGUUACAGUGUGUCUUCCCCACAAUCAAAAAAGCAAUAGAGAAAAAAAAAAAGUAUGAAGGAAAGUUUAAAUCCCUAAUUGUAUACUCUUUUGGUUUUUAGGUAGAAACUGGAACUAUCAAUAUUUUCAUGUAAGUAUUUCAAUGAGUAGCUCUUUAAAAAUGGUUUCUAAAUUAGUUUUAAAAGAUUCAUUUGUCCUCAAAUGCCUGUUCAGUCACAAUAUAUCAGUAUUGUAUUUUAAAGAUGCUUAGUAUUGCUUUUUUAAAAGUGUGUUUACACAUUUUUAUUAAAUACAGUGCAUAAAAGUUUCAGUAUUAUAUUUGGCAUUCUCCUAGCAGCUCUACAGCAAAGUUUGACAUAUGCUCUUUGGUGUCACAUAUUACAAGUUGUAAUACCUGUAGUAGAAAGUUGGACAUUCAAAAUAAGCCAUUAGAAUUCAUAAUUACAGUUGAGCUUGUUUCUUCAUUCAAUUUUCAUGUCCCAAGCCUCCAAGUGGACAUUAUAUAUACUACAGUGAAUUAUAGAUAAACACAGCCAUGGUGGGUCUUUCCCUCAAUAUUAGUUUUCUGUGUAAGAAGUUAACAUACAUAAAAAGCUUUUAUGUCUUAUGCAAGGUAAAUGUUUUCUAAAAGUCACAAAAGUGAUAGAAAAUAGACUUGGGGACAUUGUCCUGCAUUAGAGUGUCUAAUUUUGAGGCCUACCAGUUUGUUUUUCAUCAUUAUAUCCUAUCAGAAUACAUACUUAAUCAUGUGAAUAUGAGAAAGAUGCUGUUUAAUUUUGUACCAGGUUUUUAUAAAAAUUUUUAAAUGUGUGUGUAUAUUUAUAUAUAUUGUAACUUAAUGUAUAGUGUCCUUGUUACAAUGUAAUUUUUUCAUUAAAAAAUCCUGUGUUUUUUUCUUAAA